Messenger RNA from Odontomachus brunneus, 425 nucleotides. It is a transcript of the gene ox, whose product is annotated as cytochrome b-c1 complex subunit 9-like. Gene Ontology annotation, biological process: mitochondrial electron transport, ubiquinol to cytochrome c. The transcript is spliced from 2 exons. Lineage: Eukaryota; Metazoa; Arthropoda; Insecta; Hymenoptera; Formicidae. The record is from RefSeq and is a predicted model, not a curated record. Bases 144 to 323 code for a protein of 59 amino acids.
GUUGACUCUUACAUUCACGAUCACGCUUACGCGAUUGUAGAAUGGCCUUUAUCAGCAGGUUGUAAGCUGUAGCUUAUUCGCGACUGUGCUUAAAAGUUGUAAAAACAGCAAUUAAAAGAAGAAAGUAGUGAAAAUCAGAAGAAAUGGCCAAGUUCUCCACAACGUUGUACAAUAUCUUUCUUAAACGAACAUCCACGUUCACGCUGACGGUUUUAACUGCGGCUUUCGUAUUCGAGAGAACUUUUGACUUAGCCUCGGAUAAGAUUUUCGACACUGUUAACAAAGGAAAACUGUGGAAGCACAUCAAGGAUAAAUACGAGUAGUGAAUGGGAUACUAGGAAGAAAUGAAUGUUAGCUUUAUAUUUAAGUAACUUAUAUGUCGCUAUUAGACAUGUAAAUAAACAAGAAGUUCAGCAAAACAGCUA